AUGAAAAUCUCCGAUAGUACAACUACAACUACAUCUACAUUACUUAUGUCAUCACCAUUACUAUUAAAAAAGAACAAACCAACGAAACCUUUCAAAUUCAAUCGUCGACUCAAAAAUCGUAUGAGUACGUUAUCAAAAGGUUCAGCAUCAAUUUCAAUUCCGAUCAAUAAUUAUCAAAUUAUUCCUGUGUCGUCUAUAUGGAAAAAUACUCAAGUAACUUCACCAAAUCCGGUGGUAACACUAAUCAAUACCAAUUCUAAGCCGAUUAAUACUUAUUUACCAUCAGCAAUCACUCCAUCAUCGAUCAAUCAACAACAACAGAAUACACCUGUUUAUCCAUCAUUUAAAUCAUUUACUACUCCUCGUGUAACGACUACACUUAUUCCACUCAAUGUGUGUCCAACCGAAUAUUGUCAAACAGUAAAAUCAACACCAAUACCAUCGAUUAAUAUCAUUAAAAAUAAUCAAGAACAUAAUAUGUUCGAAAACAAAUCAAAAGGCAGUAUAACAACUCAUCUAAUUGGUGAUUGGAUAAUACGUGAAAGUUCGGAGCCAUUUCAACGAAAAGAAAAUGAACGAUCAACACCAAUAGAACAAAUCGAUAAUCAAGAAAAAAAACUUAUUUCUAACGAAUCUGUUACUUCCCAUUCAUCUUCAUCGGGAAAUGUUAACCAGUGGACUAUCGAUGAUGUAUGUUCGUUUUUCGAAAAUGUUCUUGGAAAGAAUUGUUAUGCAUCCAUAAUCAAAGAACAUUUAAUCGAUGGAGCAGCUCUUGUUCUUCUAGAAGAUGAACAUCUUAGUAGUGUUUUCAAAAUGCAAUUGGGACCUCGUUUAAAAUUACUUAAUAGUAUCAAUAAACUUAAAAAUGGUGAUCUUUCUGUAUUAUAA
This is a messenger RNA of Rotaria sp. Silwood2, 888 nucleotides long. The record is from the annotation of a GenBank genome assembly. NCBI's taxonomy places the organism in Eukaryota, Metazoa, Rotifera, Eurotatoria, Philodinida, Philodinidae.